Staurois parvus is the source of this 591-nucleotide messenger RNA. Lineage: Eukaryota; Metazoa; Chordata; Amphibia; Anura; Ranidae. The record is from the annotation of a GenBank genome assembly.
UUCAUUGGCGGUCAGUAGGAAGAGUAUACAUUGAUGGUCAGUGAGAUGAAUGCUCCUCACGUUGGUGGCCAAUGGGAAGAAUGUCCUAUACAUUCGUGGUCAGGGGGAAGAAUGCCCCUUACAUUGGCGGUCAGUGGGUAGAAUGCUCCUUACAUUGGAGGUCAGUGGGAUGAAUGCUCCUUACAUUGGUGGUCAGUGGGAAGAAUGCCUUUUACAUUGGAGGUCAGUGGGAAGAAUGCCCCUUACAUUGGAGGUCAGUGGGAAGAAUGCCCCUUACAUUGGAGGUCAGUGGGAAGAAUGCCCCUUACAUUGGUGGUCAGUGGGAGAAUGCCCCUUAUAUUGGUGAUCAGUGGGAAGAAUGUCCCUACCAUUGGUGUUGAGCGGGAAGAAUGGUCCUUACAUUGACGGUCAGAGAGAACAAUGCCCUCUUACAUCAUUGAGGAACCCUUGAAAUAAUUUUAGGUCUUAGGGAACCCCUGCUAAAACCAAUUAAUUGAGGCACAGUGGCAAACAUGCCCCCUUACAUUGGUGGCCAGAGGGAACAAUGUCCCCCUUACAGUGGUGUUGAAUGACACCCUUACAUCCAGCUAA